CGGUAACUUCGUCAGUGUGCGAUGUUUACUAUUUUGUUCCUUAGUUAACUUGUCUUAAUAGCAGACUUUUCAGGGGCAUUUCUUGCUACAGCUGGGAUGAAGAGGUGCCCUCCCAGUGAUGCCUCCAGCCAUGUCUCAGAUCAAUGAUCCAAAGAUCGCCUUCGCCUAUCUGCGGCCAGCCUGUGUCCUGCUCACCAAGGAGCCCACGCUGGCCAACGUGGAAACACUUAAGGAGCAGUUAGAACAUGUCGAUGAAGCUUCACUGCAGCAGCUCCAAGAGUACGUCCUCUUCCCCCUCCGCUUUGUCCUCAAAGUCCCCGGGCAGAAAAAGGAAAAGCUGGUCCAGGCUGUGGCUGAAGCAGUGAGCCAUGUCCUGGAGAGGACUUGUGUCCAAAGCUGGGACACCCUCCAUGACCUCUUCUCAGAGCUCUGCCUCUGCCUGUCCUCCCCCACAGACCCGGGGAAACCUGCAGAAACAUCAGAGGAGCUGAAGUUAGCUGUUCUAAGGUGCUUGGAUGCUCUGCUCCACUCUGCGUAUGGCGACAUAGUCUUCAGACUCUAUGAGCCCAUGAUGCUUCCUGGGCUGGGCGCUGCUGUAUCACUGCUGCUGGCUUUAGGAGAAAAGGACAAAUCCAGAGAUAUACAGGCCGCGGCCUUGAAGUGCCUCCAGUCUUUGGUUCUGCACUGUAACUGCUCUCAGGAGCAUGUUGUCCCGUCAUCGGAUGAGCGACGCUGUGUGGGUGGCACCAUGGCUUCCUUCCUACCGGGGAUCACUGUGGCUGUAGCAAGGAUCAUCAGCGGAGAUCUGAGGCAAGGUCAUGCAGUGACAGUCAAGGCCAUGAAGGUUUGGUCCGGGUCAGUGGGGCUGGUCAUGGAGGAUUCCCAUCUGCAGAGCACUGAGUCCGGUAAACCUCCUCCCCCAGACCUGGGUAGGAUCACGCAGCUCAUGGUCCAGAGGACGCCAGACUGGGUGAAGGGAACAGCAAGGAAGCUGUGUGUGCUGCUGAAGAAGAUCAUCUCCUGCACUUCAGCCCACGAGCACUGGAAGGUCAGGCUGGAAAUGGUGGAGCUGGCCGACCAUCUGCUGGCAGCGUGCGGCCAGUCGCUGAAAGAGUGUGUGGGGCCGCUCCUGGAAGCCCUGGUGGGAGCGAUAAACGAUAAAGAGCCCAGAGUCAGAGAGAGGUGUGAGGUUGCUCUUAGAGACGUUUCACAGAGGAAUCAGAGCAGCACAGACAGUAAGAACUUGACUGAUGUGUUGUCUGAGAACCUUCACUCAUUAGCCACCUCCCUCCCUCGGCUGAUGAGGACCUCUGACGACCAGAAGAAGCUGUUUGUCCUCAAUGUGUUCCUUGGUUACCUGAAAGUCCUCGGGCCACUAGUCUCUGUGGUGCUAAACUCUGCUGCACACCUGGACAGGAUCUCCAAAGCACUAAUGCAGGUUCUGGAGCUGGAUGUGAUGGAUGUUCAUAUCGUGGAGGAAAGGAGCUACACUGACCCCAUAGAGAGCACCUCCGGCCCCCAUGACUCCUCCACCGCUCACACUCAGAGGAAGCAUUUCCUGUACUUCACAGAUGAGAAGAUCUUCUGCGUGCUCAUGGAAAUCUGCAGAACUUUAGGUUACUACGGCAACCUCUACCUUCUCACUGAUCACCUCUUGGACCUGUAUCGACAAUCCUCAGCCUACAGAAAGCAGGCUGCCAUGGUCCUAAAUGAGAUGGUCAGAGGCGCCGCUGGUAUGGCGGUGCAGGCUCGCCAUUUGGAUGGCGGUGAAUUCCAGGGUCACCCUGCUUCCAAUGAAGACCUUAAAGCAGCAGUGGUGUCGAUCAUGGAGGAAUACACCAGCCUAAACAACUGGCACCUGAUAACCGUGAGCGAGGAGACGGACAUAGACCGUCAGGAUCAGCAGGUGCUGAGUCCUUUCAGUCUCAAGUCCAUAACCAGCAGUGAAAUCUUCAGCAGUGCUUCAAACUCUCUACAAGUGAUUCCUUCUUCCUCCACCUCUCCUCCAACCUCAUCAUCCACGUCUACCCUCCACCAGCUCAACAGCAACAUCUGGCAGCUGUGCAUCCAGCUGGAGGGCGUGGCGUGCUUCGCCCAGGCUCUGCGGCGGGACUUCCGCCCUCUGCUGAUGACGUCGCUCUACCCGGUUCUGGAAAAAGCCGGCGAGGAGACCCUGUUGGUCAGCCAGGCGGCGCUCAGCACCAUGAUUGACCUGAGCGAGGCCUGUGGCUACUCCUCCCUGAAGGAGCUGAUCAGCGACAAUUCGGACUACCUGCUAAAUGACGUAUCGGUGAACCUGCAGAGGCUCAGUCAACACCCUCAGGCUCCACGGGUAUUAAUGGUGAUGCUGGCUCACUCGGACUGUAACCUGCUGCCCCUGAUCAGGGACGUAGUGCAGGAUGUACUGAUGGCUCUGGAUCUCAGUUAUGACCACACAGCUCCUCUCUUUAUAUCUGUACUGCACACGCUCAUUAAGGCACUGGCCAGGUGGUUUCCUCCAUCACACCAUAGGACCACUAAGUCGCCCAGUUUCAGGGCUUCUGCUGAACAGGAAGAUUUCGACAUUUGCCAGUUCCUGCUGGAUUACCGCAAGCAGAAGGAGUUAGCAGAGGGAGUUGGGAUUGAAGUGGAUGAGGAUGAAGACCUCGAGGUCCCUCCUCCUGCAGAAUGUGACGAUGCUGAGGAUCCCGGUGGUCCUGAUGUGAAAGCAGAACUUCCAUCACACCUCAGCAUCACUAAAGAGGUCAUGGAGCGCUGCAUUCACCUGCUGUCCGACCCGAGCCUCAGGCUUCGACUUAAGGUGCUGGAUGUGCUGGAGCAGUGCGUGUUUGUGCUGAGUGAGAAGGAGGACGAGCUGCUGCCCAUGGCUCAUCGCUGCUGGCCGGCCCUGCUUCAGAGACUCACUGAUGACCCAUUAGCAGUGCUCAGAGCCUUCAGGGUGCUUUGUACACUGGGAGAAACCUGCGGUGACUUCCUGAGGAGGAGGGUUUCUAAAGAGGUCCUCCCCAAGCUGAGCUCCUCAUUGACACGGCAGGCUCCCAUUAGCGCCAAGGCCGGGCCCGUCUACACCCACACCCUGGCCUACAAACUGCAGCUGGCUGUGCUGCAGGGGCUGGGCUCAUUGUGUCAGAGACUGGAUCUAGCUGAGGCAGACCUUGAUGCUGUCUGUGAAGCCUGUCUGCCCUACCUGAGCUGCAGGCAGCCCAUCAAACUGCAAGAAGCUUGUCUAAGCGUUUUUCGACACUUAAUCCAGGUGGAUCCAGAUACCUUUUGGUUAACGUUAAAUGAGAUCCACUGCCCUUCUUCCUACACCCCGCCGCACCCUGAUCUCCAGCCUCUGCAGCUGAGCGGGAUGGGCAAGCCAAGAGAUGAGUACUCAGACAACGUACUGAAGCUGCUGAGGGAAGAGUUUGGCUCAGACUCAGACAGAUAACCAGCUAAUCCAGUAUAAAGCUAUUUAUUGUGCAAACAUAUUUAUGUAUUGUACAUACAUUUGAAGUCAGAGAAAAAUGCCUAACUGCAGCUGCUGAUUAUUUUUUGUCUUUCAUAAAUGUGAAAUAAACGUCACGCUCCUUCAGAGUUUUAAAUAAUUCACAAAGGAUGUUCUAUCUCACCUUAACCUUAGGCAUUGGCUCCAAUUGAUUCAAACCAUACAUUCACACAGCUUUAAAUGUAAAGAAUGAGUGCUUUUCUCUAUCAAUACCAGGCACAAUGUUUAUUUUUAGGCCAGGUAUAAAAAUGUAUGUCCUGCAAGACACAAUGUAAAGCUCAUGCUUUAAUAUGUUUCCUCUACUUAGUCCAACAGAAGCAAAUCAAAUAAACAUACCUGUGCUAACAAAUACUGCUUUAAGGGCUCGUUAUACUUGUCGCACAUACAAUCCACAUGAAAAACUUGCAAUUCUUGUUUGCUGCAUUAAUACUCUGUCCUCAGGAUUCUAUACCCUAAUGAUGACUAAGGCUGUACCCAUUUGUACCUUUGUAAAAUGUAUAUAUAAAUCCCUUUAUUGUCCCACAAUGGAGAAAUUCGUUCUUUGGCGGCUGCCAUCUAAAAUGUUCUUGCUCAUGUGGUCCUUUCAUUAGUCCUUUAUAGCCCCAUUUAAACUACCCUAUGAAAACCAAUUUGUGCCGAGCUUGGUUCCUUAUUACCAUUUACACCACAAGCUAGCAUGUUUCUUCGCCUCUGAGUGGCGAUCUAUGGUACUACUGCUCUCCAGAGGUAAACGGGCAAAUCAGCAUGGCGGCACCCAUAACAUUCAGAAAGAUAUGUUUUUUUUUAUCAUUGUGAUAUUUCUUUGAGAAGAGUCAGGCUAAGAAGGCAGCCUUUGGUGAAUUUACUUGCCAAGAGUCGGCCUUUGGGAAGUGGAUACGACAAAAGAUAGUCUAAUCCGGCUUACAGACGCAGGAAACAACGGACUUUGAGGCUCAUCACACUGCU
This is a messenger RNA of Cyprinodon tularosa, 4435 nucleotides long. It is a transcript of the gene tti1, whose product is annotated as TELO2 interacting protein 1. Gene Ontology annotation, cellular component: cytoplasm. Bases 119 to 3433 code for a protein of 1104 amino acids. NCBI's taxonomy places the organism in Eukaryota, Metazoa, Chordata, Actinopteri, Cyprinodontiformes, Cyprinodontidae. The transcript has 14 exons. Gene Ontology annotation, biological process: chromatin remodeling. The record is from RefSeq and is a predicted model, not a curated record.